Molecule: messenger RNA, 903 nt
Organism: Rosa chinensis
Lineage: Eukaryota; Viridiplantae; Streptophyta; Magnoliopsida; Rosales; Rosaceae
Product: succinate dehydrogenase [ubiquinone] iron-sulfur subunit 3, mitochondrial
Biological process (GO): respiratory electron transport chain; aerobic respiration; tricarboxylic acid cycle
Cellular component (GO): mitochondrion
Molecular function (GO): electron transfer activity; 2 iron, 2 sulfur cluster binding
Source: RefSeq, a predicted model, not a curated record
AUGUCAAAGAGCUGGAUCCGCCAUGGCUACAACAAAGUAGCUCGAGCUGUAGGCAAAGCGGACCCAAAGAAGCAGCAAGACAUUCCAAUAUUGAAAGGACACCCUGCUGCACAAGUACAUGCAGAAGAGGCUCUUGAGACCCAUGAAACUGUCAGAAGCAGAAACAAAGUUCUAAAGGAGUUCAAGAUUUACAGAUGGAGCCCCGACCAUCCCGACAACAAGCCUUACCUCAAGUCUUACUUUGUGAACCUCAACAACUGUGGUCCAAUGGUUUUGGAUGCAUUACAGAGGAUAAAAGCAGAGGAUGAUUCAACCCUGAGCUAUAGGAGGUCAUGCAGAGAAGGAAUAUGUGGGUCAUGUGCCAUGAAUAUUGAUGGAACCAACACCGUGGCCUGUCUCAGACCCAUUGAUGCAGACACUUCAACAGCCACAACUAUAACUCCGCUGCCUCAUAUGUUUGUGAUCAAAGAUCUAGUUGUUGAUCUCACUAAUUUCUACCUGCAGUACAAGUUGAUUGAACCAUGGCUGAAGACUAAAAAGCCCCCAAAGGAUGGUCGGGAGUACAAGCAAUCGCCUGCAGACCGGAAGAAGCUUGACGGGCUUUAUGAAUGUAUACUUUGUGCUUGUUGUUCUACCUCAUGCCCUUCCUACUGGUGGAAUCCGGAGGAGUUCCUUGGACCAGCGGCUUUGCUCCAUGCUUAUCGAUGGAUAUCUGACAGUCGGGAUCAGUCCACAGAGGAGCGAUUGCAGUCAUUAACAGAGGACCAGAGGCUAUAUAGAUGCAACAUUAUAAAGAAUUGCACUGCCACGUGCCCCAAAAGCCUCAAUCCUGCCGAUGCCAUACAGAAAAUGAAAACCAAGCAUUUGUUCUCUCAGCCUGUUGAAGUGGUCGGGAGCAUGUAA